Messenger RNA from Uranotaenia lowii, 4801 nucleotides. RefSeq lists its product as uncharacterized. The transcript has 17 exons. Gene Ontology annotation, molecular function: protein binding. The coding region runs from base 148 to 3843 and encodes 1231 amino acids. Lineage: Eukaryota; Metazoa; Arthropoda; Insecta; Diptera; Culicidae. The record is from RefSeq and is a predicted model, not a curated record.
UGGGGUUUCAGAAAGCCGUGACCCACGACGGCUUCAGUGAGAAGUGCGGGUGGGAAAAGGUUUUAAAUUUGUGAGCAAAAGAAAGUGAUCCGUUUCGGGGGAAGGGCUAAAGUUGAAAUAAAAACGGGAGCAUUUGGGCGCCACAAAAUGGCGGUCAGCAAUAUAGUGUGCGAGUGGCUGCGGGCCCUCGGCUUAGGGCAGUACGCGGAAAGUUUUCUCGACAACGGGUACGACGAUCUGGAGAUCUGCAAACAGGUCGGGGAUCCGGAUUUGGAUGCGAUCGGGGUGGAAAAUCCGCAGCACCGUUCGAAGCUUCUGAAAAGUGUGCGGCUCCUGAGGGAAAAGGGCGCAGCCAGUGUCUACUUCCAGCUGAACGAUCCCAAAUCGCUGCUCUCGGACAACAGCGACAGCUUGGAGCGGGACAAUUCGCCGCUGAUGCUGAGUGAACUGGAAGCGCUGCUACAGGAACAGCUGAAGGGCGAUGGCGUUUGCUUGACGGCGCAUCCCUACUCGACACCGGACGGCGGCCGGGGACACCUGGAAGGGCUGGCUUCGGUUUACUGCGAGAUGCUGAUGGCUCCGUUCGGGGAAGUUCUGGCCGCCCUGGAAGAAGCCCGACUUAGGGCCUGGUCCGAGCGAAGUCCCCACAGCUCUUCCGGUGGCAGUGGCAGUGCUAGUGGAGGAGGUGGACCACAUCAUCAUCACCACCAUCAGCAUCACCAGCAUCAUCCGCCGCGAUCAUCCGGGGGCCAUCAUUCGGGCCAUCGGGGGAGUUCCAACUAUGGCGGUCUCCCCAACAGUCACAGCCAGCCGAUCUACGUGCCCGGAAAGUAUUCGCCGUCCAGUUGUCUGUCGGACAAGGAAGAGGACGAAAUUUAUGGCUUCGGCUAUGGAGUGUUUGCCCCAAGGGUAGCUCGACAGCAGCAACAGCAACAACAGCAACUCAAUUCCCAACAACAACAACAGCAACAAUCUCAGAAAAGUCAACCAACACAAUCACAAAAUAGCACCAAUGUACCUGCGAGCAGUGCGGCCAUGCAGCAAAGCUGUUUGAGUCCACGUUCGGCGUAUUUUUACGAAUUUCCACCCACUGAUGGUCGAGAGACGAGCAAGAAGCGUACGACGCUGGCCCGUCUGUUGAGAGGACUAAAGACUGUGAAUCGACGUGAUAGAUCGAAUCAAAGCAACGGCGGCGGAAGCUCCAGUAGUGGCAGUGCCGGGGCCGGAAGUAGCAGCAGCGGAAGUAACCACGCCGGAACGGCAACGAUGGCCAGGCCACAAAACGAAAGACUGAGACAUUUUCAAAUGAAUGGCGGUGGACCGCAGCCAAGUUUCGAGGAAACCAUUCAGAGGCUCAAAAUUCAGGAAGCGUUAAGGAAAAAGGAAAAAUUUCAGCGAGAGCACGAAGAGAUUCUUCGAGACAUUCGUCAAGGACUGAUGCAGCUCAAUCGAGACUCGAGAGAUGACACCUACAUGUACGACGAUGCGAUUGUUACCAGUAGUGGGAUGCGGAUGCCCCAUCAGGGUCACUGGUAUGAUGAGCCCCCGUAUGAGAGCGAUCCGGAUGAUUUCCUGAUGUCCGGGAUGCGGUACGCAGGAGGUGGAGGCGUGGGCGUUGGAGGAGCGCCAGGAGGGCCCUCGGCCACGAUACAGGGAAGUCGCGUUUGCUACACCUCUAAUGGAAGGGAAGGCCAAGGCGUGAUAUCGCUCCGGUCGGCCGGGGACAUUUCGAUACCGCAGCGAGGUCCCGUAAGGCGGGGGCUCAUCGUGCCCCAGCAACCUCCGAACCCGCCGACCAUCAUCCCGCUCAAGCAUGCAAGGUCUCACGAUCGGGAAAGCGGUGACUAUGCCGGAUCUAUAUCAGACCUACACAGUGUUACCUCCCGACUUAGCCAAGUUUCGCUCGGCACAAACAACUGCACUGCCAGGUAUCGCACACUGAGUGGGGGCAUGGGAGACGAAUCGCCCUCCCCCUCCCCAACACCCUCAUCGGAGUACGAUGACAUCCUGCUGCAGAAGCAGCUGCACCACCACAAUCAUCUGCAUCAGCUGAAGCUCCUGGAACAGCAGCAGCAACAAAAUGGAACCGGAACAGGAGCUUCCGGUGGUGGGAUUGAUGGAACUUCCGGGAUCGGAGGGCCUCCACCGGGUGGGACCGCGAAUGGGGGGAGUAGUGGCUCCGGGAGUGGGCCAGGUGGUUCCGGAACAAUCGGAGGACCAGCUGGUGCAGGAACAGCUGGAACAGGAACAGGAGGAGGAGGAGGACUGGGAAUCGGUAGUGGCAGCAGUAGUUCAAAGAAUGGAGUCAACCAUCUCAAGAACCUGAAGGCGGCCAAGAACCGGAACAAUCUAUCAUCGUCGCUGGCAGCGGCCUCAGCGCACAAUAAAAACCUAACGAUAAGUCAACAAAUAGCUUUAGUACAUCAUUCCAAUGACGCUAGGACAUCACCAAAGGACCAUCUGCUGGGAUCGGCCAAUUCCGGAGGGCUUGGCCGGAACAACCGGGACUACAGCAACUGCCUGGAUAGCAUCAGCGACCAAACGACCUUCCAGAAUUCGGCCAGCUCCGUCGAAAGUCUGCCCAGCGCUUCUGGAUCCAGUACCCAAGCUCUGGUCCGACCCGGAAGUCCCCACAGCUCCCUCUCGGCCGAGGAUCGAACCACCAUGAUUCCGAUCUGUCGGGCGAUUGCCCUCAUCGAUUGCAAUCCCAAUCCGUACGAUAAAGAAGCGCUCAGGUUUAAGAAAGGAGACAUCAUCGAUGUGCUGUCGAUGAACGCGUCCGGAGUAUGGCGGGGGUACGCGAAUGGGCGUCUCGGCCAUUUCAAGUUCAUCAGCGUGGAAGUGCUGCCAGAUCAUCCGAUUGGCGGUGUUGUUGGCUGUUACGGGGGCAAGCUGCUUGGACGGGGUCGGAUACCUACGAGUUGUCCCACCAGUGUCGAGGAACUGCUGCUCCGGAUAGGGCUGAAGGAGUACACUUCCGUUUUUGUGCUCAAUGGGUACGAAGAUUUGGAGCUGUUCAAGGAGCUGGAACCAAAUGACCUGGACUAUCUGGGGAUUGGAAACACCGAGCAUCGGGCCAAAAUUCUGGCAGCGGUGCAACUCUUGCAUGAUCUUGAUUCAACCUCAGACGGCGAAGUGGCCGGUUCAAGUUCCGAAAACGACGAAGGUCUUCGGCUGUCCAGUCACAUGAAGGGCAGUGGAGGAGGCGGUUCUUCGUCAUCCUCCUCAACAACGAAAACGCAUCAUGGCGGCAUGCAACAACACCCCCAACAUCCGCAGCAGCAGCAGCAGCAACAGCAGAACCACCAAACGUCACCCUUCGGGAGGAGGCACUUCCCGCGGGACUCCGGCUGUUACGAGGGAUCUCCAGUUCCCUCGUCCAAUGCCAGCAGCCGCCAUUUGACCCAUCAGCAGGAUCAUCCGGGCGGACCGGCAGGGACCAAAAUACCUUCGAGUGGAUCCCUGGAGUACGAAACGAACAAUCUGGACUCGGUUGUGGCCCAGUGCUCUAAUGAGAUCUUGAAACGGGUCGAGUACGCCAAACGGUACAAGGACGAUGUGGUCGUCGGUGGUGGGGGAAAUCCUUUCGUGUCGGGAGGAGGUGGAGGAGGCGGGGGUGGAGUUAAGACGAUGAACCGGGCGACCAAAAAGGGCGGUGGGUUGUUGGGUGGAGCUGGAGCCGGAGUUGUGGUGGGUGGAGACGAUUUGACCAUCCGGAGUAGCGGGGGAAGCAGUGUGAGUGGAAGUGGGAGUGGUGGGGGUGGAGCUUUGAGUGAGAAAUCGAGCGAUUCCGGCGUGAGCAGUAGCAGUCUGUCCUCGGGACCGAUCAAGAACAAUCUUUAGCGGCGUUCCCUGUUGUUGGUGGCCACAUCGCAUGAACUGGGCUAGUAGGAGGAGUAGGGUAAGAAGAGUAGGGUAGGUGAAAGCAAAGCUUUUUAUGGAAUGUUUUUUAGUCUUUUAAUCUAUCAUUAAGCACACUGCCAAAACCGACGUUAAAGUCUAGAGAGGAAAACAAAGUUUCAGAGAAAAAUGUAUUUUUCUAAUGACGUGAUUUGAUUUGGCUGAUUUAAUUAAUUGAAUGGAGGUGAAUUUAUCGUUUAAUACUGCUUCAGUUUUAACAUAUGUAUACACCGAACGAUACACUUGAAAUUCUGUUUUAACUAGUUAGUUGGAAGCAAAUCUUUUACUUUAAUGUAGAAAAAUGUAGUUUACGAAGUUUACUGGAAUCAAUCCUUAUGAUGAAAUUCAGCGCAUGGAAUGGUUUUAAUAUUCAACACUAGAAAAGUGAUAUUAAUAGUUCGUAUCUCCUUAUGAUGAAAUUCAUGUUGAAAAAUAAUAAAUUGAAGAAUCAACAAGAUAACUUUACUAGUUAAACCAGGCCCGUGCGAAAGAUUUUUCCAAGGGGGGUUUUUGAAAUUUAACUCCAGUCAGAAUUUUUUUUAUUUUAGGGGAGAGUGAGGUAACGUGGGCCACUUUGAAUACCGCAAAUGUGUGUUGAGAUACAAAUCUCAGCCCAACUGUCCUCUUCGUCGCUUUGCGUUAGCAUAUUUUUCUACAUCUUGUUGACUUAUGUACGUAUUAUAUGAUUCUUUUAUUUGUCAAGCUAAAAAAAAUUAACUACUUAAUUAAACAAGCAACCGCAAAUUGGAUCGGUGGGAAACCUAAAGUUCAUUACAAAAAUAUACUCAUACGCUUAUGAUCUUAUUUUUGUCAUGUUUUUUUACGUGGGAAAGGAAUUUUUGAUGGGUCAUCAAUAAGUCACACAAACGCAACCAAUUUGCAAAUCAUAGCAUGUGGAGAA